Canariomyces notabilis is the source of this 1749-nucleotide messenger RNA. RefSeq lists its product as uncharacterized. The transcript has 2 exons. The record is from RefSeq and is a predicted model, not a curated record. The coding region runs from base 1 to 1749 and encodes 582 amino acids. Lineage: Eukaryota; Fungi; Ascomycota; Sordariomycetes; Sordariales; Chaetomiaceae.
AUGGCUGGUCUCAAGUUUUCUGACGCUUCACCCAAGUCCAAGCCCGGGACGGAGAACAGAAGGGUCACACCCAGUUCGGCGAACCCUGAUAGCAGUACUCAGGACGUUGAUGACACUGACCAGACUGACGCGGAGAGUGCUGAUGAGAGUGGCUAUGAGAGCAGCCAGAAUGGUGUCAGCAACCAUGAAAGCUCCAUUCUCGCCAGCCAUCUUAGCCUCCUCGACCGGCGUCCCGAGCUAGAUGAGCUGAAUGAAAUCAAGACCACCCCAAUCUUCACGGAAGCUGUUCGCAAAUAUGCCCUCUCACUGGCUGGAAAAGACGGAGAAAAGCCGUUCAGUCAAUAUGGCCUCUUGGCUGGCCAAUUCAGUGGCGGCGCCGAUGACGACUCAUCAGACCCUCGUAUCUUUUGGAACAUUGCUGCGCCCUCUAGCUUUUUCAUCUGCGGCAGUCAGGGGUCUGGCAAGAGCCACACACUUUCUUGUGUACUCGAGAAUGCCCUUGCAGCAUGCAAGGCAAAUGUGCUGCCUCGACCUCUUACUGGCCUCGUAUUCCAUUAUGACACCUUCAUCUCGGAUUCCGGAGGGUCCCCUUGCGAGGUGGCCUGGCUGUCGUCUAAUAGAGACAUUAAAGUGCGGGUGCUAUGUUCACCAACCAACAUCCGCACGAUACAGCGGCUGUACAAGAGAUUCCCUAAUAUUGAGGUUAAAGAGUUGCGCCUGAACGAAUCCGACCUCAACACCAAGCGCAUGCUUGAUCUAAUGGCGGUCACUACGGGGGGCAACUUGCCUUUGUAUCUCCACGUCGCGCAGCGCAUCCUCCGCGACAUGCGCGCCGACCAGCAGCGAACGGGUUCCGGAUUCAGCUACUCCGAGUUCAAACGACGUCUCCACUUGGAGAACCUAACGGAGAUGCAACUGUCUCCACUCAAACAGCGUCUUGAAACGCUCGAGUCCUUCAUGGUCGAAUCGCAAGCCAAGGCCUACAACAUGUUCAAACCCUCACAAGCCAGAGCCAAGCCGACACCCGCGUCCACGGGCACCUCCUGGGUGCCCCAGAGCAACCUCCUUACGGUCGUCGACCUCUCGUGCCCCUGCGUGACGCCCGAGAUGGCCUGCUCGCUAUUCAAUAUUUGCCUCUCGCUCUUCCUGGAGCAGGACUCGGCCACCGUGGGCCGCAUCGUCGCCCUCGACGAGGCGCACAAGUACAUGACCGACUCGCAGGAGUGCCAGGCGUUGACCGAGGCCCUGCUGGCCACCAUCCGUCUGCAGCGGCACCUCGGCGCGCGCGUCGUCAUUUCCACGCAGGAGCCAACAAUUAGCCCGAAAUUGCUGGACCUUUGCAGCGUCACGAUCGUGCACAGGUUCACCUCGCCGGAUUGGCUGGGGGCGUUGCGCAGACAUCUUGCGGGCGUGUCGACCGGUGGCAAGUUGCUGGAGAAGGCAGAGAGGUUGAAGAGCAUGGCGAAUGGAGAUGACCACUGCGAGGACGGUGAGCUAGAGAUUGAAGGGCUUGGCGCGCUGACGCUUGGCGAUGCCGACCCGUCGCUGGAACUCUUUUCGAGAAUUGUCGAUUUGAGGGUUGGGGAGGCCUUGAUGUUUGCUCCCAGCGCGAUUAUAGGGGUGAAGCGGAGGAGGGAUGGUGAAGGGAAAGAAAAGGUGGACGUGAAGCGCCUUGCGCAUGGCGUGUUGAAGAUUCGGAUCCGCAACAGGACGACUGCGGAUGGCGGACGGAGUAUCAUGGCUGCUUGA